Molecule: messenger RNA, 1791 nt
Organism: Durio zibethinus
Lineage: Eukaryota; Viridiplantae; Streptophyta; Magnoliopsida; Malvales; Malvaceae
Source: RefSeq, a predicted model, not a curated record
ACUAAUUAAUAGUGGGGUUGGCGGUUGGGCCCCACUUUUUCAAGUUGGCUAACUGGCUAAACUUUCUGGUUCUCUCUCUUUCUCUUCAGUCUUUUAUUUUUUUGGAACAAAGGGAAGCUGAGAAAUCGGAAAUCUGGAACAGCCAGCCUCGUUACUCUUCUACCGAUGGUUUUUUUUUUUUUUAAUAUUAUUUUUAUGGUAAAAAAGGAAAAUAAUGAAAUUAUUAUUGCUGUCGGUUGAUGUCGUCCCCGCAACAGUCGGCUUUAAGGUUUCACAGGAGACGGGUUCCACCUUCUCCACAAGUUUCAACUUGCUGCUCCUUCGCUCCUCCUCUCCCUCCUCGUGACUGCUCUUUCCCUUCCUCUUCUUCCGCCGCUAUGUCUCCUGAAAUUUCGAUGCUCAUCCGCCGAGCAGCUCUCAUUUUCACGGUCCUCACGCUUUCCGCUUUGCUUCUUUACACUGCCUCUGAUUCCCUCCGCUUACUCCCUUUGUCGUCCGCUUCCCUUUCUUCUUCCUCUUUCGCUCGCAUUUUCCCUUCCUACCUCAAUAACUACGCUUCUUCUCCGAAUCCCACGCAACAGCUUGAAGAAGUUUUGAAGAAUGCUUCUAUGGUGAAUAAGACUGUUAUUUUAACGACUUUAAAUGACGCCUGGGCAAGUCCCAAUUCAGUUGUUGACCUUUUCCUUAAGAGCUUUAUGCUUGGAGAUGGCACACGUAGGCUUUUGGACCAUUUGGUGAUUGUUGCCUUGGAUGAAAAGGCAUAUAAUCGUUGUAGAAUUAUACAUAAGCAUUGCUUUGCUCUUGUCACCGAGGAUGUUGAUUUUCAUCAGGAAGCAUAUUUUAUGACUCCACACUACUUGAAGAUGAUGUGGAGAAGGAUUGAUUUCCUGCGAUCUGUCCUCGAGUUGGGUUAUAGUUUUGUUUUCACGGAUGCUGAUAUCAUGUGGUUUAGGGAUCCAUUUCCACGGUUCUUUCCAGAUGCUGAUUUCCAGAUUGCAUGUGACAAUUUUUUAGGCAGACCUGAUGAUAUGAAUAACAGACCCAAUGGGGGAUUUAACUAUGUAAAGUCUAAUAAUCGGUCAAUAGCAUUCUACAAAUUCUGGUUUUCUGCUCAUGAGACUUAUCCUGGAUAUCAUGAUCAGGAUGUUCUCAAUAUGAUUAAGUUCCAUCCUUUCAUCUCAGAUAUUGGACUGAAGAUUAGAUUUUUGGAUACUGCUUAUUUUGGUGGUCUUUGUGAACCUAGCCAAGAUUUGAAUCUAGUAUGCACAAUGCAUGUAAAUUGCUGUUUUGGUAUGGAUAGCAAGCUUCAUGAUCUCAAAAUUAUGCUUCAAGACUGGAGAGCUUUCAUGUCAUUGCCACCAGAUCUGAAGAAUGAAUCUAUCAUCUCCUGGAGGGUCCCUCAGAACUGCAGUCUCGAUUCUUUACGCCAUUUUGGUUCACCACCUCCGGAGAUGGAUUUUCAACAAGAGGAAGAAGAUUGAUUGGAAUUGUGCAUAUGUUUAGAAGUAUUUACUGUCCAUAGAUAAUGAGGGGGUAAAGCUUUCUGGUUCCUUUUUAUUUUCUGUGAUAAUUCUCACUUACACACUGAGUUGAUGAUAGUGACCUUACAUUGUCCAUUGACUUCUUAUUUUUGGAUAAUUAUUGUUCAUUGGCUUCCAUUGCUUCAUGCACCAACCGUCACCUUCCUCUUUGUUCCUUCUCUAAUCCAAGUAGACCUCAUUUUCUGUUUGCUACAUGAGAAAUGUUAGCAUGAUAAUGUAUCUUGUUGUUAUAGAAAGUAAGCUCACCGGA